CAGCAUCAUCCCUUUUAAUUCGCGAUCAGCGGUUACCAUGAGUUUAGUCGUGGUUCUCCGGCUCUGGCUCAGUGUGGAUGAAACUCCCGCACCCCACCACCGCCCAGCGCGGCGCGUGUCAUAGCACUGGGGGAACAAAAGUGAGCCCGUCCCCCGUCCCGCAGAAUUAGCCUUUUAAUAGGGCUCUUCUCGGCUUAUUGUUUUCCUCGUGAAUAGACGUGGUGCGCAGAAGAGGUGCUCUGAAUCGAGUUACAAUUAACAAUAUGCUGGAAUAAUUAACAAGAAUAAUUGACGGCCAGUGGGGACCGAGAUGGGCGGGCCGAUUACACUCGAUGGGGAGCGAUAAUGAUUUCCCCCUAGUUAAAGCUGGCUGGCGGCGCGUUUUACCACGCGCCGCUGCGGGCCGCGCGUGCCUUCGGACCGCGGACACGUGCUCUGACGUCACCAGCACGCCGGGCGCUCAUUGGUCGCUCGGUGCCUAGGCGGGGCGGCGCUUAACGAACUAUAUAAACCCAAUGUAAAGCUGUUGCAAAAUCAUCUGACUUCAUUGAAGCUUAUUGAGUUAGUUUAGUCAGGUCUGUCCUUUCAUUCCAAUUUAGGUUGCGAUUGGUCAUUAUCAGUCCGAUACUGUUUCCGCGAACGAUUCCUGUUUUUUGCUGCCGUCUGCGAACUUUGAUUUUCGGUCAUCUUCCGGCGCCUCCUGUGGGUUUCCGACCCAGAGAAGUGCCAUGAGUGGCGACCAGCAGGAAUAUCUGGCACAGGAGGGUCCACCAGUGAGCCAACAUCAGCAGCAGCAGCAUGGUCUGCUUCCUCAGUAUCAGCAGCAGCAGCAACAACACCUCUACACGACACCGCAGGCCUCCAAAUCUCCGACGGACCCGCGCAACUUCCACUCGAUCCAGGUGAUGCUAGGCCUGGGUCAGGAGCUGUACGGCGUCGGCGGUGACCCCGGCGGCCUGCUGGCGACCUCUCUGUCCGAGCUGACACCCCCGGGCAGCGUGACCUUGACCCCACCGCCGGCGGUGAGCUCGGUGCCCCCACUGGCGCCCCAGCAGCACCAGCAACACCAACAGCAGCACCAACAGCAGCAGCAACAGCAGCAGCAGCCACCGGCAACGUCCGCCGCACAGCCUUCUACGUCGGAAACUAAGAAAUCUGAGAAAUCUUCAAAGAAAAAUGAAUCUGGUGUGAAGAAGAAGAAAACGAGGACCACGUUCACGGCCUACCAGCUGGACGAACUGGAGCGGGCCUUCGAGCGCGCUCCGUACCCGGACAUUUUUGCGCGCGAGGAGCUGGCGCUCAAACUGAACCUGAACGAGUCGCGCGUGCAGGUCUGGUUCCAGAAUCGGCGCGCCAAGUGGCGCAAACGAGAGCCGCCGCGCAAAAACUACGUGCCCGGCAUGUCCUCCGGCCCGCUGUUGGGAGCGCCCAUCAACUCCUUCAACGUCACCAACUACUCUCAGGUGCCGGACUGGUCAUACGGCACUUCCUACGACGGCCACAUGAACCUCUUCAACGCCAACACGUACGGCUACCAGCCGCAGCCGCCCCCUCCGCCCCCUCCGCCGCCACCGCCCCUCGGCUCGGCUCCGCCCCCGGUCAGCGCUUACUCCGCCUACCAGCCGGUGCCGCAGCCAAUCAGCGACUGUCUGUUCGCGCAGUCGCAGACGCCGCCUCGCGCGGAUUUUGGGCCGCUGCGAGGGGAGAGCGAUAUCACCGGGGAGGCGAUGUCGGACGCCGUGGUAAAAUCAGAGGACGAACGGCGCGACAAGGACUCGUACCCGCUGCCGUCUUUUUUAGUCUAAGGCACGAUCUGGUGAACAUGCGGCGGUGAUUUUGCUAGCCAAGGUGGUGUACUCAAGGAGUAGUGAAAUCAAACCCCUUGAGUACACCCCUUUUCAUCAGAUCGUGGCUUACAUACCUAAUACCUAAUGGAACAGUAUAGUAUAGUUUCUCAAUACUCAAUGCUGACUUGCAUGUUUAACUACCUUAGGCUUGUAAAUAGUCUGAGUUUUGCUGCGUAUUUGUGAAUUGCUAUGCCUGAAGAAGAGCAACGAAACGUGACACCAAACAAGCGACAAUCUGAAUGUGCAAUUAUCAAUAGUCACAUAAACGCUUCAGUCUUAUAAGGCUUUUCGCCAUUCUUGGCUGAGAUCACACAACAUAGUGUUCGCACAAAGUCGUUGAGCACGACGAAUAAUUCACUUGCAUUUUUUAGUCGUUCCAGUUCAUUAAAUAUUGAAAGUAGAUAAAUACCUAUGCGUAACAUCGCAUUGGAACAGUCAUGCUUUAGUCAACCUUCGUUUCUAGAGUUUUGGAAAAAGAUGUCGGAUGAAAAAUGUGAGAAUGUGUAAAUCAAGUAACUUUUACCUACAUACUUUGUUCGACUAUUUAUUUACUGUAUAACCGUUUACUUCCCGUGUCAUUUACAAUGUGUAACAAUAGGUAUAAGUCUAUACGUAAGCUUAGUGCUUGUCUUAUGUUGGAUUAUGACUUUUUUUUGCAUGUGAAUGUUGCUGCUUUUGUGUGUGAUGCAUUUUAACGUAUUUGCGAAGCAUUUAAUACUGCUGCUUGAGUAGUCACAUCAUCAUCUCGAUAAACUAAACUCUCCUGUUUUAGUUUACUAAGGUCUUACAGUAUCGCAAGCAAUAAUGAUUAUCUUAUCCCCAUGAUUGCGAGAGGAUAGAUGAUGCAGGGGUACAGUAACAAACGUGUGGUACGCACAGAAUUAUGAUGGAGGUACUCGCUAAAUGUCGCGAGGAAUGACGUGGAAAGAAGCUUGUCGAUUGUGUACUUGUAGGUAAAUGCGACUGUUUUGGUAUUGUGAAAUCAUGAGGAUCACAUGAUUGAAGUGCGAUGUAAUGAUGACUGUGUGGCAGGUGUAUAAUGGCAGUGAUGGAAGGAUCUGAUCUGAUGAUGUUGCCGCGGCGCAUAUGUCCGGAGCGGACAGUUGAGAGCAUUCCAAGUGCCUACAUUGGAAAUACAGUUUUCAUGUUGAAAUA
Amphibalanus amphitrite is the source of this 3002-nucleotide messenger RNA. Its product is annotated as retinal homeobox protein Rx-A-like. Gene Ontology annotation, biological process: regulation of transcription by RNA polymerase II. Gene Ontology annotation, molecular function: RNA polymerase II transcription regulatory region sequence-specific DNA binding; DNA-binding transcription factor activity, RNA polymerase II-specific. Lineage: Eukaryota; Metazoa; Arthropoda; Thecostraca; Balanomorpha; Balanidae. The transcript has 5 exons. The record is from RefSeq and is a predicted model, not a curated record. Bases 729 to 1805 code for a protein of 358 amino acids.